GGGUUCAAUGUCCUGCUCAAGGACACGGAGCUGGGAAUCAAACCCCAGUUAUUGGUUAGUGGACGAGCCGCUCUAACUCCUGAGCCACAGCACAAGCCUCUACAUGAAAGGCUUCGAUGCAGCUGCAAGGAGACAGGGGAAACACAAGCAGAGAGUUUGGCUGAAAGUUUUCUCCAGCGGCCUGAAAAUCCUGGAUGAGAGGAGCCGGGCUGUACUUCACGACCACGAGAGGAGCCGGAUCAGCUCUUUGACAAAAGAUGAGUCGGACCCCAGAGCUCUGGCCUACGUCUACCAGCACCAAGACACCUACAGCCUCUUCUACAUCAAGAUGGCUAACCUGGCAGAGCCAGUCCUGGCCGACAUCAAAGAGGUUUGUCAGUGUGAGGACCAAGAGAUGCCACAGGAACCUGCAGAGACACAGACACAAGGCUCCUUACUGGUUCUAAAUGACAGUUCAUCCUCUCCAGCUGAGGCCCCAGCUUUUGAGGGUGUGUUCAGUCCGCGACCGGAGUCUUCACCGGGACGAUCCCAGCAGGUCUCUCCCAGAAAUGAGCUGAUGGAAGUUUUCUCCAUCCAGAUGGACGAGCCGAUGUCACCCACCGACAGCAGCUGCACCAGUCAACCUGAUUCUCCUCAGCCAACACUCUCCACCUCUCAGAUCCUCUCCAUGUUCCCCACUCAGCCACCAGGGGGCUCUCCAUACUCCUCUCCACCAUACUAUCCUACCUCCGUGCCCUGGGGCCAGAAUGUUUUGCCAGGAAACCAGUGGGCAGGUCCAGCUAUGGCGCCCUGGCCAACCACGCCUGGCAACAUGGCUGCAUGGCCGCCAGCAGCCAUCAUAGCGCCCCCUGCAGGCAGCCCUCACGGCAUGCUGACCUCUCAGCCAGGGGUCAUGUGGGGAGGCAGCACACCUUCUUCACCCACCACUGCCAACGGUUACGCUUCACCUGUAAACUCCAUCAAUGUCCCCAGUGGAGCCACAGGAUCAAUGCAGUCAGUAUCCACUAGUUUGGACCAAAAUCUGCUCCUGUGAGGAAACUUCACAUCAAUGCUCUCGUCCAGGGGUCUCUUAAUAAAUUAUAUUAUAGUAGUCAAUGUAUGGCUUUUGAAGAUACAGAAGAGGACAUUAAAAACAGGAAACCUUUCAUUAUUAUUAUUAUUAUUAUUAUUAUUAUUAUUAUUAUUAUUAUUAUUAUUAUUAUCUAAGAUAUUGGAGUAAGUACUAUUUACACAAAAUGUCUGCUCCUUAAGAACCACAAAGAUAUUUUGGUAUCUUCACGUGUUUUUAUUUGUGUUAUCUUGAAUUUUCUAUAUAAAAUAACUGCAAACAUCUGUUUUGAUAUUAAACCUUAAUUCAGUGUUCCUCACAUUCAGUGCUGUGGGUUUUAGACGGAUACAUUUCCUUGUCCAGAUCAAGGGUCUGUUUUAGAUUUGCGAUAUUGGGCAAUAUGAUCAAAAUGAACUUUACUUGACCUGAAUAAAAUAUGUAGAGUACGACU
Pleuronectes platessa (European plaice) is the source of this 1499-nucleotide messenger RNA. RefSeq names its product disabled homolog 1. Lineage: Eukaryota; Metazoa; Chordata; Actinopteri; Pleuronectiformes; Pleuronectidae. The transcript has 8 exons. The coding region runs from base 104 to 1033 and encodes 309 amino acids. The record is from RefSeq and is a predicted model, not a curated record.